CUCGCUCCUCCGUACGUCAGCGGAGCGCAACGAAACAAAAGGCCCGCUGGCUUCAUGGAUAACACUCCUACCAGACGGCCGGAUGUCAAGAAGAAGCUUGUUGUAGUCGGUGACGGCGGUUGUGGGAAAACCUGUCUUCUCAUCGUCUAUGCCGAGAAUCGGUUUCCGGAGGCAUAUGUACCAACCGUGUUUGAGAACUACGUUACACAAGUUACCUUUGAAGGGAAAUGCAUCGAACUCGCUCUUUGGGAUACUGCGGGACAGGAAGAAUACGAUAGACUACGGCCCCUUAGCUAUCCGGAAAGCGAUGUAAUUUUGAUUGUGUUCUCCGUCGACUUUCCAACGAGCCUUGCGAAUGUUCAGGAUAAGUGGUUCCCGGAAGUCGCUCAUUUCUGCGAGGGUACACCCUUAGUUCUCGUCGCAACAAAGAUUGACCUUCGACGGGAUGACCAAACUCGCAGGAUGCUUGCCGCCCAAGGCCAGGUACCAGUAUCCUCAGAAACUGGUUCCGAUGUCGCUAGGGAAAUCGGAGCGAAGUACGUAGAAUGCUCGGCCAAGACAGGUACUGGCGUGCAAGACGUGUUCAACCUCGCGUUACGAGAGAGUAUGAGGGGGAAGUGGGGGAAAAUAGUCCGGCAUCGACGAUGUAUUGUUACAUAGCAUUUUCUCGUCCUUUUUCCUCUUCUCAGGACUAUUACUUAGACUCAUUCUCCAGUAGUUUGUAUAAUACCCUAUGCAGCAGGAAUAUGUAUAGGUUUGCAAUAUCUCGAACAUGAAUGAC
Molecule: messenger RNA, 781 nt
Organism: Fomitiporia mediterranea MF3/22
Lineage: Eukaryota; Fungi; Basidiomycota; Agaricomycetes; Hymenochaetales; Hymenochaetaceae
Product: signal transducer
Exons: 4
Coding region: 55-660 (201 amino acids)
Biological process (GO): small GTPase-mediated signal transduction
Molecular function (GO): GTP binding; GTPase activity
Source: RefSeq, a predicted model, not a curated record